Debaryomyces fabryi is the source of this 1272-nucleotide messenger RNA. Its product is annotated as tRNA dihydrouridine synthase. Gene Ontology annotation, molecular function: flavin adenine dinucleotide binding; tRNA dihydrouridine synthase activity. The transcript has a single exon. The record is from RefSeq and is a predicted model, not a curated record. Lineage: Eukaryota; Fungi; Ascomycota; Pichiomycetes; Serinales; Debaryomycetaceae. The coding region runs from base 1 to 1272 and encodes 423 amino acids. Gene Ontology annotation, biological process: tRNA processing.
AUGACUGUGGAAACUAAGAUGAAAGGUCGUCAAUUAUAUGAUGCAAUCGGCCAGCCUAAGACAAUUGUAGCACCAAUGGUUGACCAAUCUGAAUUAGCAUGGAGAAUAUUAUCAAGAAGGUACGGUGCUGAUUUAUGUUACACUCCAAUGUUUCAUGCACGUUUAUUUGCAAAUGAAGAAAAAUACCGUAAUAACAUGUGGUCAGAACUAGAUGGAGACAAAGAGAAGGAUAGACCUUUGAUAGUUCAGUUUUGUGCCAAUGAUCCGGAUUAUUUGUUGAAAGCAGCUAAAUUUGUAGAAGAUAAAUGUGAUGCGGUUGACUUGAAUUUGGGGUGUCCCCAGGGGAUCGCCAAAAAGGGGAACUAUGGGGCUUUUUUAAUGGACGAUUGGGAUUUGGUUUAUAAAUUGAUAAAGAACUUACAUGAUAACUUGAAGUGUCCUGUUACUGCGAAAAUAAGAGUUUAUGACGACUGGGAAAAAUCGUUGGAAUAUGCCAAACUUGUCUUAAGUGCGGGGGCACAAUUCAUCACAAUCCAUGGAAGAACUAGAGAUAUGAAAGGUCAGGCAACUGGCUUAGCAAAUUGGGAAAUAUUGAGGUAUUUAAGAGAUAACUUACCUAAGGAUCAGGUUUUUUUUGCUAAUGGUAAUGUAUUAUAUCCAUCUGAUCUUGAAAGGUGUACUGAAGCUGUUAAUUGUGAUGCUGUUAUGUCAGCCGAAGGUAACUUGUACAACCCGGGAGUUUUCUGGACAAAAUCAGAUGACAUAGAUAAACAAUUUGCUAGGGUUGACAAGAUGUUAAGGGAAUACUUUGAGAUUGUUAAAAGCUGUCCUGGCGAAGCAUCUAGACAUUCGAUGAAAGCUCAUUUUUUUAAAUUAUUGCAUGCAUUUUUAUGUGAACACACAGAAUUAAGACCGGUUAUUGGAAGAACAAGUGUUCAUGCUAGCUUUGACGACUGGGAAGUUAUUGUAGUUAAGGUCGAAGAAAUUGUCGCCAAAAUAUACGAGCAACCGAAUAUUGACGAGCUUGACAAAAUCACGGUGGGAGAAAUUCAGAGCUGGGGUGGAGCAUAUAAAACCAUUCCUUAUUGGAGAUGCCAGCCAUAUUUCAGAAAAGUUAAUGGUGAGAAGCAAAAUACAAGGGUAUUAAAAGUCGCUGCGGAUAAAAACCAAAAGAAUGUUGUUGAACAGGCCCCAAAAGAAAUCCCUGGUAAAAGAAAGGCUGAGAGCGAACUACAAGUCGAUGACAGAAAGAGGAUAGACACAACUGCAUAA